Molecule: messenger RNA, 1040 nt
Organism: Olea europaea var. sylvestris
Lineage: Eukaryota; Viridiplantae; Streptophyta; Magnoliopsida; Lamiales; Oleaceae
Product: probable glutathione S-transferase
Exons: 2
Coding region: 162-836 (224 amino acids)
Biological process (GO): glutathione metabolic process
Cellular component (GO): cytoplasm
Molecular function (GO): glutathione transferase activity
Source: RefSeq, a predicted model, not a curated record
CAAAAAUAUGGAACUUCUCAAUAUUUUUAAAUAGACCCCUCAGCUUUGCUAAGAGGAUUCAAGGUUAGAAGCUCAGAUCGACCAAAGUCAUCCAGCCGAUCUCGUUCGUUCGUCAGGUUCCCGGUGAUAAACAAGUACAGAUUCUUCAGAUCAAUACUAGAAUGAGUGAAGUGAAGUUGCUUGGCACUCAAUCAAGCUUUCCCUGUGCCAGGAUUAUAUGGGCUCUGAAACUUAAGGAGGUAGAGUAUGAAUUCAUUGAAGAAGACUUGUUUAACAAGAGUCCUCUCCUUCUAAAGAUGAAUCCCGUCUACAAGAAAGUCCCUGUGCUGAUACACAUUGACAAGCCGGUGGUUGAAUCACUUGUUAUCCUCGAAUAUAUCGACGAGACAUGGAAACAUAACCCGUUAUUGCCUGAAGAUCCAUAUGAACGAGCGACGGCACGUUUCUGGGCUAAGUUUGUUGAUGAGAAGUGUGUUCUUAGCGCAUGGGAAGCUGUAAAGUCGGAAGGAGAAAAUAAGAAGAAGGCCAUUGAAACUGCACAAGAAAUGUUUGAACAUUUGGAGAAACAGAUUGCAGGGAAGAAGUAUUUUGGGGGAGAGAAAAUAGGUUACCUGGAUCUAGUCAUUGGAUGGACGUCUCUAUGGCUCAAUGCCAUGGAAGAGGUUGGAGGAAUGAAACUGCUUGUUCCCGAGAAGUUCCCUUCGCUGAGCGAAUGGACUCAGAACUUUAUCCGAGUUCCUGCAAUCCAAGACAGCUUGCCUCCAUUAGAAAAUGUUGUCAACUAUUUUCAAGUUGGCCUCAACUACUUGCGCUCCUUAUCUGCCAACAAAUCAUGAUCCCAACACUUCUACACAACAGAAGAUUACUUCACAUUCAUAAUUUGAUAGUUCAUGCCUCAAAGAUUGCACAACUGCCUUUUAUGUUGUUAUGAUACUCUGAUAUAUAUCCUGUCCUGUUUCUGUAAGCUAAAGUUUUCAGUAUUUUUCCUUUCUUUUUGUCUGAAGCACUACCAAGAAAUCUACACUAUACACAUUCUUUAA